AUGCAACCCAACCUGGCGCUGAUCUACUUCAUCUUCGGGGGGAUCCUGCCCGGCGCCACAGCUAGGAGGAAGCAGAUGGAGCCCGGGCCAUGUGAGCUGCCCCGAUCGCAGGGAGAGCUAAACUCCUUCUUGUGGACCAUUCAACGGGACCCCCCGGCCUACCUGUUUGGCACCAUCCACGUGCCCUACACGCGAGUCUGGGACUUCAUCCCUGAGAACUCCAAGGCAGCGUUCCAGGCCAGCUCCAGCGUGUACUUCGAACUGGACCUCACUGAUCCCUACACCAUCUCAGGCCUGGCCAGCUGCCAGAUGCUGCCCCACGGCGAGAACCUGCAGGACGUGCUGCCCCGGGAGCUCUACCGCCGCCUCAAGCGGCACUUGGAGUACGUCAAGCUGAUGCUGCCACACUGGAUGACCCCAGACCAGCGGGGCAAGGGGCUGUACGCUGACUACCUCUUCAAUGCCAUCGCCGGCAACUGGGAGCGCAAGAGGCCCGUCUGGGUGAUGCUGAUGGUCAACUCCCUGACUGAGACGGACAUCCGCUCCCGAGGGGUGCCUGUGCUAGACCUCUACCUGGCCCAGGAGGCCGAGCGGAUGAAGAAGAGGACAGGGGCUGUGGAGAGGGUGGAAGAGCAGUGCCACCCACUGAAUGGGCUCAAUUUCUCCCAGGUGCUGUUUGCUUUGAACCAAACCUUGCUACAACAUGAAAGUCUACGAGCAGGCAGCUUGCAGGCCCCAUACACUACUGAAGAUCUCAUCAAGCAUUAUAACUGUGGAGACCUGAACACUGUCAUAUUCAAUCAUGAUACUUCUCAGCUCCCUAACUUCAUCAACACAACGCUCCCUCCACAUGAGCAAGUGACGGCUCAGGAGAUAGACAGCUACUUCCGACAGGAGCUCAUUUACAAGAGGAACGAGAGGAUGGGGAAAAGAGUGAUGGCCCUUUUAAAUCAGAACACAGACAAGAGCUUCUUCUUUGCCUUUGGAGCAGGUCACUUCCUGGGUAACAAUACUGUGAUUGAUGUGCUGAGACAAGCAGGCUUUGAAGUGGAGCAUACACCUGCUGGACAACCAAUUGGAAACUCAAGGACAAAGAACACAAACCCUUCUUCAGGGGGGUCCUCAGGAACAGCUGUAUCUGCUGUCCAUAUUUUUGAGCAUGUACCAGUGUCUUCUCCCUCUUCGAUGCCUCUUCAGUCAGAUGAAGAAGACAGCCUUCCACCGCACCUCCUGCUACCAGAUAGCAUCAGCCAGCUGGAAGAGUUUGGCCGUCAGAAGAAAUGGCAUAAGAAGCAGCACAAACACCAUCGCCAAAGGCAGUUCAAUGACCUGUGGGUUCGAAUAGAGGACGGCACGACCACGCUACCUUCCCACGUCAGGAUAACCAAUGGCUACAUUACAGUCAAUCCUCCCAUUUGGUUUUCAAACCAACUGGAUCAGAGACCACGUUCGGAUCUCCCGUUCCACCAUCAGCCAAAAAGCUCAGCUGCUGGCCGCGUAUUGGCACCAUCCAUAACUGCUUCUUUCUAUGUGGCAAUAGCGUCUUUUCUCCUGAGUCUAUUGAGGCCUUCCUGA
Molecule: messenger RNA, 1575 nt
Organism: Emys orbicularis (European pond turtle)
Lineage: Eukaryota; Metazoa; Chordata; Testudines; Emydidae
Gene: TRABD2B
Product: TraB domain containing 2B
Exons: 7
Coding region: 1-1575 (524 amino acids)
Biological process (GO): negative regulation of Wnt signaling pathway
Cellular component (GO): plasma membrane; organelle membrane
Molecular function (GO): Wnt-protein binding; metalloendopeptidase activity
Source: RefSeq, a predicted model, not a curated record